GGUAAUGGCUGAGCUGAGAAGCUCAUGAAGCUUACAUGAAAUAUCCUAUAGAUACUUCUACUGAUCAGUAGUAGCCCAGACGAAAUAAGUAUGUCAUAAGAUGGCAAUAGAUCUGGAAGUGAGUUGAUGCCAGAUUUGUUACUGUCUUGAUGGCUCUCACUCUGUCACUAAACCAAAGCCAUCUUUCUACGAAAGCAAUAAAAGGGAUGGUGCACAAUCUGACUACAGAAUGCUAUUUUCAAAGAAGUGAACUGUGAAGAAAGGACUCAUGAAUUUUGAUCACAGGGGCUUGGAGAGCAUCUCUGAUGUCUGCUCCAGUGAGGACCUUCCUGAGGUGGAGCUAGUGAGCAUGCUAGAAGAACAGUUGCCAGAUUACAAGUUACGAGUGGACUCUCUGUAUCUGUAUGAAAAUCAAGACUGGAUUCGGUCCCCUGCCUGCCAUGGCCAUCUUCCUGAAAUCACUUCUCCAGUUCAUGAUGAGGAGCCCUUCCGUUACAUGAUUCUUGGCACGGAUAAUGUGGAGCAGAAAACUUACAGCGAUGCUGACAUGGUCAAACAUCUGUUAGCUGAGAAGGAUCGGGACCUGGAACUGGCAGCUCGAAUUGGACAAGCCCUCCUUAAGCGAAACCAUCUGUUGACGGAACAGAAUGAAGCACUAGAAGAACAGUUAGGACAAACUCUAGAUCGAGUUAACCAGCUGCAGCAUGAACUGUCAAAGAAAGAUGACCUGCUUCGUAUUGUUUCGAUAGCUUCCGAGGAGAGUGAAACAGAUUCCAGCUGUUCCACACCACUUCGUUUCCAUGAGUCUUUCAAUGUAUCACACGAUCUGUUGCAGUUGGAUGUUUUGCAAGAUAAACUCAGGGAGCUAGAAGAGGAGAACCUUGCUCUCCGAUCAAAGGCUUGCCAUCUGAAGACUGAAACCAUUACAUAUGAAGAGAAGGAACAGCAGCUGGUCAAUGACUGUGUCAAAGAGCUCCGGCAAACAAAUGCUCAAAUUUCCAGAAUAACAGAGGAGUUAUCAGAGAAGAGUGAGGAGUUGGUUCGCUACCAGGAAGAGAUCUCAUCCCUCUUGUCUCAGAUUGUUGAUCUUCAACAUAAGCUCAAAGAACAUGUGAUUGAAAAGGAGGAGCUGAAACUUCACUUACAAGCUUCCAAAGAUGCUCAGAGACAACUGACAGCAGAGCUACAUGAGUUGCAAGAUCGGAAUGCAGAGUGUCUAGGGAUGUUGCAUGAAUCACAAGAAGAAGUGAAGUUGCUGCGCAGCAGAGCCAGCUCUGUUUCUUGUCUCUGCCACCCCAAGUCAUGUGGAGCGUUUCCUGUGGAUUCCCUUGCAGCAGAAAUUGAAGGGACAAUGCGGAAGGAAUUGAGUCAGGGUGAUGAAUCUGUUCUCUCCAAGCACAAGGGUCAACAGAAACGAGUAUUUGACACUGUCAAGGUUGCUAAUGUCACUCGUGGCCGCUCCUCUUCCUUUCCUGCCCCAUUGCCAAUCCCUGGAUCUAAUCGGUCAAGUGUUGUUAUGACAGCAAAGCCCUUCCAGUCUGGUGUACACCAGUUGGAGAGCCACACAUGGAUGACCCAGAGGAGCAGCCCUGAGAAGAAUUUGAAAGACAUUCAUAAUCCUGACCAGCAGGGAACCCCUGGAGACAAUGACUUAGUCACAGCUCUGCACAGGCUCUCCCUCCGUCACCAGAACUACCUGAGUGAGAAGCAGUUCUUUGAGGAGGAAUGGGAGCGAAAAAUGCAUAUACUGGCUGAACAGAAAGAAGGGGCUAGUGGCUGUAGUACACCAACAGAAAGCCAUUUUUCCCUGGGUACAAACUCAGAAUUCACUGAUCUCUCUGCCAGCUCUGGUAAUCUCCGUGUCCUCCUACCAGAAAAACUGCAAAUUGUCAAACCCAUUGAAGGAUCUCAGACCCUUUUUCACUGGCAGCAACUUGCUCGACCCAACCUAGGCACCAUUCUUGAUCCACGACCAGGUGUUGUUACAAAAGGUUUUACCCCUCUGUCUGAUGAUACUGUGUACCACAUCUCUGACUUGGAGGAGGAUGACGAGGAAGAAGGUGGAGGUAUAACAUUUAAAGUGAAACAGUCCUUCCCGGAGGAAAAGAAACGUACAGUGGCAAAGCCCAUGGCAGGGAUUUUCCUGCCACCUAUUACUUCAUCGGCAGUACCACUCACCGUUGCAGCCUCAAAUCCAGGGAAGUGUCUGUCUUCCACAAAUUCCACGUUUACCUUUACUACCUGUAGGAUCCUUCACCCAUCUGAUGUCACUCAAGUUACUCCCAGCUCCAUGAGUGCCCCAUUUUCAUUUGGAAAUACUGGCAGCAGUAUUGGAAACCCAGUAAUCAGCACUCCAGCCAUGUCUUACAGGCUCAGUAUUGGAGAAUUUCUCACCAACAGAAGAGAUUCAACUACUACCUUCAGCAGCACGAGCACUCUGGCUAAACUUUUGCAAGAACGAGGCAUCUCUGCCAAGGUUUACGAUAGCCCUGUAUUAGAAAAACUGCCUUUGCUACAGCCCCCUCGAAUUCUCCCCAUUCCUUCUACUCCACCAAAUUCUCCUUUGCGUUCACCUUGUCCUUCCCCUCCACUGUUUGAGCCUCGAGUGCAUCACUCGGAAAAUUUCCUGGCUUCUCGACCAGCAGAAACAUUCUUGCAAGAGAUGUAUGGCCUAAAGCCCUCCCGUAAUGCUCCAGAUAUAGGCCAGCUGAAGAUGAACCUAGUAGACAGACUGAAGAGGCUUGGUAUUGCCAGGGUGGUCAAGCCCCCUGAGACACAGGGCCACAGGAAGAGUCAGGGGCCAGAGGUUAGCUUGCGGAGGCAGGACUCUGCUGUGUUUUUAAAUGCAGGUAGCAACUUAAUGGCAGGACUGAGAAGAAACCAGAGUCUUCCAGCCAUGAUUGGAGCAUUGGGAGCUCCAGUUUGCACACAGUCAUCAAAAAUGGAUAUCCUAAAGGAGGACUGACUGAUCUGAAAAAUGGUUGACUUCUAGCAUAGUACAUAAUACAUGAGGGAUAAACAUCCAGUACAGGCAUUGUUAGAGCUCCUGAAGCACACAGAGGAAGGUGCAAUGAAUAAGAAUUAAGAAACAGGAAA
Phaethon lepturus (White-tailed tropicbird) is the source of this 3096-nucleotide messenger RNA. RefSeq names its product trafficking protein, kinesin binding 2 (gene TRAK2). The coding region runs from base 269 to 2965 and encodes 898 amino acids. Gene Ontology annotation, cellular component: dendrite. Gene Ontology annotation, biological process: anterograde axonal transport of mitochondrion; neurogenesis. The record is from RefSeq and is a predicted model, not a curated record. Gene Ontology annotation, molecular function: GABA receptor binding. The transcript has 16 exons. Lineage: Eukaryota; Metazoa; Chordata; Aves; Phaethontiformes; Phaethontidae.